This is a messenger RNA of Thrips palmi, 8157 nucleotides long. It is a transcript of the gene alpha-Spec, whose product is annotated as spectrin alpha chain. Gene Ontology annotation, molecular function: actin filament binding; calcium ion binding. The transcript is spliced from 29 exons. Gene Ontology annotation, biological process: actin cytoskeleton organization. Lineage: Eukaryota; Metazoa; Arthropoda; Insecta; Thysanoptera; Thripidae. The coding region runs from base 155 to 7471 and encodes 2438 amino acids. The record is from RefSeq and is a predicted model, not a curated record. Gene Ontology annotation, cellular component: cell junction; cell projection; cortical actin cytoskeleton.
GAUCGGAUGCGCUCAGUGACGUAAGUUCCAAAAAUAACUUGCGAUGCUGAUGCUAUGUGUGGCGGAGUCUUGAAUGAUUGAGCAGUGUAAAAUUUAUCCACAUCGAAAGAGUGCUUAAAAUUUACCGGAAGAGUUGGGUGUAGAAGGUGCAGCCAUGGAGCAAAUAAACGCUCCCAAGGAGGUGAAAAUCCUUGAGAGUGCUGACGAUAUCCAGGAACGACGAGAACAAGUACUUACGUGGUAUGGAGAGUUCAAAGCUGAGGCUCGUUCCAAACGAGUGAAACUUGAGGACUCCAGAAGAUUCCAGUAUUUUAAACGAGAUGCUGAUGAACUGGAGCUCUGGAUCAAUGAGAAGCUUCAAGCUGCUUCUGAUGAAAGCUACAAAGAUCCUACUAAUCUUCAGGCUAAGAUUCAAAAACAUCAGGCAUUUGAAGCUGAAGUAGCAGCACACAGUAAUGCUAUCGUUGUUUUGGAUAAUACUGGAAUGGAAAUGAUAAACCAAGAACACUUUGAAUCUGCAGUUAUUGGGAAGAGGCUUGAUGAACUUCACCGUCUUUGGGAGCUGCUUCUCUCUAAACUUGCUGAAAAGGGAAUGAAAUUGCAGCAAGCUCUUGUUUUGGUUCAGUUUAUACGUCAGUGUGAUGAAGUCAUGUUCUGGAUCAAUGACAAGGAAACUUUUGUUACUACUGAUGAGUUUGGUCAUGAUCUGGAGCAUGUUGAAGUUCUCCAACGCAAAUUUGAUGAGUUCCAAAAGGACAUGGCCUCCCAGGAAUAUCGUGUAACAGAAGUUAAUGAACUUGCUGACAAACUUGUCACUGAUGGACACCCAGAAAAAGAGACUAUUACUCAAAGGAAGGAAGAGCUAAAUGAAAAGUGGGCCCACUUGAAGCAGCUGGCUCUAAUGAGACAGGAGAAGCUUUUUGGUGCUCAUGAAAUUCAACGAUUUAACCGUGAUGCAGAUGAGACUGUAGCAUGGAUCGCUGAAAAGGAUGUUGUUUUAUCCUCUGAUGACUAUGGGCGAGAUCUUGCAAGUGUCCAAACCCUGCAACGUAAGCACGAAGGAGUGGAGCGUGAUCUAGCUGCCCUUGAAGACAAAGUCUCUACGCUUGGUCAGGAAGCUGAGCGUCUCUGUGGUAUCCAUGCUCACCACUCUGAGCAAAUCAAGGCGAAACGAGCAGAAAUUGAGGAAUAUUGGGAAAAGCUUACUGCCAAAGCCAAGGAGCGUCGCUCAAAAUUGGAUGAGUCUUACCAUUUGCACCGCUUCAUGGCUGACUUCCGUGAUCUCAUUUCAUGGAUCAAUGGAAUGAAAACCAUCAUUUAUGCUGAUGAGCUGGCCAAAGAUGUUGCAGGUGCUGAGGCACUAUUGGAGAGACAUCAGGAACAUAAGGGUGAAAUCGAUGCUCGUGAAGACAGCUUCAAGGUUACUGCCGAAGCAGGACAACAGUUGUUGAGCCGCAAACAUUAUGCUGCAGAGGAUGUUGACAAUAAACUGCACCAGUUGUCUGAUGAGAAGACAUCUUUGCUGCAACUUUGGGAAGAAAGACGUAUUCUCUAUGAACAGUGCAUGGACUUGCAGUUGUUUUAUCGUGACACAGAGCAGGCUGAUACAUGGAUGGCAAAGCAAGAAGCAUUUCUGUCUAAUGAUGAUCUUGGAGAUUCCCUUGAUUCUGUUGAGGCCUUAAUCAAAAAGCAUGAAGACUUUGAGAAGUCCCUUGCUGCCCAAGAGGAGAAAAUUAAAGCUCUUGAUGAUUUUGCGACUAAGCUGAUAGAAGGACAGCACUAUGCAGCUGAUGAUGUUGCUCAGCGUCGAGCUAUGCUGCUGGAACGCCGUGCAGCCCUUCUAGACAGAUCCUCUCGACGUGCUGCAACUCUGCAUGAUGCCUAUCGUUUGCAGCAAUUUGAAAGAGAUUGUGAUGAAACUAAGGGUUGGAUUAACGAGAAGCUGAAGUUUGCAACCGAUGACAGUUAUCUUGAUCCAACCAAUCUCAAUGGAAAGAUGCAGAAGCAUCAAAACUUUGAACAGGAGUUGAAUGCUAACAAGUCUCGGAUGGAUGAAAUUACAUCUACAGGUCAAGAGCUCAUUGAGGACAAUCAUUAUGCUGCUGAUCGAAUCCAGUCUCGCAUGGACGAAAUUGUGGAACUUUGGGAGACCCUGAACCGUGCCACUGAGAAAAAGGGAUCAAAGCUGCAAGAAGCUUCCCAGCAGCAACAAUUCAAUCGUACUGUUGAAGAUGUUGAAUUGUGGCUCUCUGAAAUGGAGGGACAGCUCAUGAGUGAAGAUUAUGGGCGUGACCUUACAUCUGUCCAAAAUUUACAGAAGAAGCAUGCCUUGUUGGAAGCUGAUGUUGGAUCCCAUGCGGAUAGAGUUGAAGGUAUUCGCACAGCUUCUCAGCAAUUUGUUGAGCGAGGACAUUUUGAUGCAGACAACAUUAAGAGCAAGCAGGAAGGUGUCACAGAGCGAUAUGCUGCUCUUCAGAAACCCAUGUCAGUACGCAAGCAGCGUCUCUUGGAUUCGCUUCAAGUGCAACAACUAUUCAGAGAUGUUGAGGAUGAAGAAGCCUGGAUUCGGGAGAAAGAACCUGUGGCAGCAUCUACUAAUAGAGGCAGAGACCUUAUUGGUGUCCAGAAUCUGAUCAAAAAGCACCAAGCUGUCUUGGGAGAGAUCAAUAAUCAUGAAGGCCGAGUGGCAGCUGUUUGCCAGGCUGGUGAAAUUAUGAUUGGCGAUGGCCAUUUCGCAUCUGAGGAGAUCAAAAUGCGUAUCACUAAUCUGAAUGAGCAUUGGACUCAGCUCAAGGAAAAGGCACUUCAGCGUAAACAAGACCUGGAAGACUCUCUCCAGGCGCAUCAGUACUUUGCUGAUGCUAAUGAGGCUGAAUCCUGGAUGAAGGAAAAAGAACCAAUUGUCAACAACCAAGACUAUGGAAAAGAUGAAGACUCAAGCGAAGCUCUGCUGAAAAAACAUGAAGCUCUGGUUUCAGACUUGGAGGCAUUCGGCAACACCAUUCUUGUGCUUCGGGAGCAAGCUGCUGGUUGUCGGCAACAAGAGACCCCUGUGAUGGAUAUUACCGGUAAGGAGUGUGUUAUGGCGCUGUAUGACUAUGCUGAGAAAUCGCCUAGAGAGGUGUCUAUGAAAAAAGGUGACAUGCUUACUUUGCUGAAUUCCAACAACAAGGAUUGGUGGAAAGUUGAAGUAAACGACCGUCAAGGUUUUGUUCCUGCUGCUUAUGUGAAAAAAAUGGACGCCGGACUCACAGCAUCUCAACAGAACUUGGCUGAUUCCAGCUCAAUUUCUGCUCGCCAAGGGCAAAUUGAGACUCAGUAUGAUAAUUUGCUGGCUCUUGCCCGCGAGAGGCAGAAUAAACUGAAUGAAACUGUGAAAGCCUAUGUGCUUGUUCGUGAAGCAGCUGAACUUGCCACGUGGAUCAAGGAUAAGGAAAACCAUGCUCAAGUUCAAGAUGUUGGUGAAGACUUGGAACAGGUGGAAGUUAUGCAAAAGAAGUUUGAUGAUUUCCAAGCUGAUCUUAAGGCAAAUGAAGUUCGUCUUGCAGAAAUGAAUGAAAUAGCAAUGCAGCUUAUGAGCCUUGGUCAGACUGAAGCUGCCCUAAAGAUACAGACACAGCUGCAGGAUCUUAAUGAGAAGUGGAGCUCUCUUCAGACUCUCACUGCUGAGCGUGCCACUCAGUUGGGCUCCGCUCAUGAAGUGCAAAGAUUCCACCGUGAUGUUGAUGAGACUAAAGAUUGGAUUCAAGAGAAAGAUGAAGCCCUUAACAAUGAUGAUCUUGGCAAGGACCUGCGCUCUGUUCAAGCCUUACAGCGCAAGCAUGAGGGUCUAGAAAGAGAUCUCAAUGCACUGGGUGAUAAGAUCCGUCAACUUGAUGAGACUGCUAACCGCCUUAUGCAGACUCACCCUGACACUGCUGAUCAGACAUAUUCAAAGCAAAGGGAAAUAAAUGAAGAGUGGACUCAACUAACUGUUAAAGCAAACAGCCGCAAAGAGAAACUGCUUGACUCUUAUGAUCUUCAACGCUUUUUGGCUGACUAUCGAGACCUGAUGUCUUGGAUCAGCAGCAUGAUGGGACUAGUUUCAAGCGAUGAGCUUGCAAAUGAUGUCACUGGAGCAGAGGCUCUUCUUGAGCGACACCAGAGCCAUCGUGCAGAGAUCGAUGCCCGUUAUGGGGUGGUCCCACAGGAACAUCGUACUGAAAUUGAUGCUCGAGCUGGCACCUUCCAAGCUUUCGAACUGUUUGGCCAGCAACUUCUUCAGUCAGGCCACUAUGCAAGUGUGGAAAUUCAAGAGAAAAUGGAAAGUAUGACUGAAGCACGCCAAGAAUUGGAGAAGGCUUGGAUAGCUCGUCGUAUGCAGCUUGACCAGUGCCUUGAGCUCAUGCUAUUCUACCGCGACUGUGAGCAGGCGGAAAACUGGAUGUCAGCCAGGGAAGCUUUCUUGGCUUCAGAAGAAGUUGACUCGAAAGGUGACAAUGUUGAAGCCCUCAUCAAAAAGCAUGAAGACUUUGACAAAGCUAUCAAUGCUCACGAGGAAAAGAUUGCUGCUCUUCAAACACUUGCUGAUCAACUAAUGGCAGCAGAACAUUACGCUGCUCCUCAAAUUGAUUCCAAACGCAAGCAAGUUCUGGAUCGCUGGCGCCAUCUCAAGGAAGCUCUCAUUGAAAAACGAUCUAAGCUUGGAGAAAGCCAGACCCUACAACAGUUUUCUCGUGAUGCUGAUGAGAUGGAGAACUGGAUUGCAGAGAAACUGCAGCUGGCCACUGAAGAGUCCUACAGGGAUCCUGCCAACAUUCAGAGCAAACACCAAAAACAUCAAGCAUUUGAAGCUGAACUUGCAGCCAAUGCUGACCGUAUUCAAAGUGUUUUGGCUAUGGGUCAGAAUCUAAUUGAGAAGCGGCAAUGUGCUGGUUCAGAAGAAGCUGUUCAGCGCCGCCUUGCAUCCAUUGCUGACCAAUGGGAGUUCCUCACUCACAAGACAACAGAAAAAUCUCUUAAACUGAAGGAAGCUAACAAGCAAAGGACUUACAUUGCAGCAGUUAAAGAUUUAGACUUUUGGUUGGGUGAAGUCGAAUCUCUUUUGACAUCAGAAGAUGCUGGAAAGGAUUUGGCAUCCGUUCAAAAUCUCAUCAAGAAGCACCAGCUAGUUGAAGCCGAUAUUUCUGCUCAUGAUGAUCGCAUCAAAGAUAUGAAUGGUCAAGCUGAUUCUUUGAUUGAAAGUGGCCAGUUUGACACAGCUAGCAUUCAAGAGAAACGACAGUCUAUUAACGAACGAUACGAGCGCAUCAAGAACCUGGCAGCCCAUCGUCAGGCUCGUUUGAGUGAAGCAAACACACUUCAUCAGUUCUUCAGAGACAUUGCUGAUGAAGAAUCAUGGAUCAAAGAGAAGAAACUACUCGUUGGUUCUGAUGAUUAUGGACGAGAUCUAACUGGCGUUCAAAACUUGAAAAAGAAGCAUAAGCGAUUGGAAUCUGAGCUGGCUUCGCAUGAGCCAGCCAUUCAGGCAGUACAGGAGGCUGGAGAGAAACUUAUGGAUGUUAGCAAUCUUGGAGUUCCAGAGAUUGAACAGCGUCUGAAACUUUUAAACCAGGCUUGGUCAGAGCUUAAACAACUAGCCGCCUCUAGAGGCCAAAAGCUUGAUGAAUCCCUCACUUACCAGCAGUUCUUGGCCAAAGUUGAAGAGGAGGAGGCAUGGAUAAGUGAGAAGCAGCAGCUUUUGUCUGUUGAUGACUAUGGUGACACAAUGGCUGCUGUGCAAGGCCUGUUGAAGAAGCAUGAUGCUUUUGAAACGGACUUUGCGGCUCAUCGCGAUCGUUGUGCUGACAUCAGCUCAGCUGGAUCAGAAUUGGUUGAGGCGGGCAACCACCAUGCAGACUCUAUCACUCAACGCUGCCAGCAGUUGGAGAAGAAGUUGGAGAAUUUGGCUGCUUUGGCUCAAAAUCGACAUGCCAAUUUGAUGGAUAAUUCUGCUUACCUCCAAUUUAUGUGGAAGGCAGAUGUUGUUGAGUCCUGGAUUGCAGACAAAGAGACCCAUGUUCGCUCUGAAGAGUUUGGUAGAGAUUUAUCUACAGUUCAAACCCUCUUAACUAAACAAGAGACAUUUGAUGCAGGUCUCCAUGCAUUUGAACAUGAGGGCAUUCAGAACAUUUCUGCACUUAAAGAACAGCUGAUUGCUGCUCAACAUGCCCAGACUCAAGCUAUUCAGAAGCGACAUGCCGAUGUAAUUGCUCGCUGGCAGAAAUUGUUGUCUGAUUCAGCUGCUCGCAAGCAACGUUUGCUUCGCAUGCAGGAACAGUUCCGCCAGAUUGAAGAUUUGUAUCUUACUUUCGCAAAGAAAGCAUCAGCAUUCAACUCUUGGUUUGAAAAUGCUGAAGAAGAUUUAACUGACCCUGUGCGCUGCAACUCUAUUGAAGAAAUUCGUGCUCUUAGAGAGGCUCAUGCACAGUUCCAAGCAUCACUUACUUCAGCUGAGGCAGACUUUUCUGCUUUGGCAGAACUUGAUCAACAAAUUAAAAGCUUCAAUGUAGGGCCUAACCCUUACACAUGGUUUACUAUGGAGGCUUUGGAAGACACAUGGAGGAACUUGCAGAAGAUCAUCAAGGAACGAGAUACUGAGUUAGCCAAGGAAGCCAAGAGACAAGAGGAAAAUGAUAAGCUGCGGAAGGACUUUGCCAAACAUGCUAACCAAUUCCACCAGUGGCUCACUGAGACAAGAUUUCGCCUCCUUGGCUGGGAUGGAACAUCAAUGAUGGAGGGUUCUGGAUCUUUGGAACAGCAACUAGAAGCCACAAAGCGCAAAGCCACGGAUGUCCGUGCCAGACGUUCUGACCUCAAGAAAAUUGAAGAUCUUGGAGCUAUUCUUGAAGAACACCUAAUUCUUGACAACCGCUACACUGAGCAUAGUACUGUCGGGCUGGCUCAACAGUGGGAUCAACUGGAUCAAUUAGGUAUGCGAAUGCAGCACAAUCUUGAACAGCAAAUUCAAGCUCGAAACCAAUCGGGUGUUAGUGAAGAUGCUCUUAAGGAGUUCUCAAUGAUGUUCAAACACUUCGACAAGGAUAAGAGUGGCCGACUCAACCAACAAGAGUUCAAAUCAUGUCUCCGCGCGCUUGGGUAUGAUCUACCCAUGGUUGAAGAGGGGCAACCUGACCCAGAAUUUGAAAACAUUUUGGAUGUUGUUGAUCCCAACCGUGAUGGAUAUGUUUCACUGCAAGAGUACAUGGCCUUCAUGAUCAGCAAAGAAACUGAAAAUGUGCAGAGCUCUGAAGAAAUUGAAAAUGCCUUCAGAGCUAUUACAGCUGGAGACAGGCCUUAUGUGACCAAAGAAGAGCUAUAUGCUAACCUUACUAAGGAAAUGGCAGACUAUUGUGUGGAUCGUAUGAAACCUUAUGUUGAUGCCAAAACGGAGAGGCCGAUCCCUGGAGCUAUGGAUUACAUAGAAUUCACCAGGACCUUGUUCCAAAACUAGGCCAUCUGCACACUGCCCAAUCAUUGUCAUUUGCUUUGUUGGCUAUUUUAAUUAUUUAUAAAUAUUUUUUAGUAUAGUGAAUAUUUUAUCUUUAUUCAUUUCUUAACACUCUUCAGAUAUUACAUAUUUGUGUAGCUUAGAGAGGUGAUGGAUAGAAAGGCAGCUUCCUUGAAAGGAAUUCACAGUGGGUAGUCAUGACUAGUUGACUAUAGGAAGUAGCGCUUUUGCUUUCAUAAAAUUUUGAUGAACAUUAAAGUUUGUGUCUUUAUUACCUUUGUACCUUUCAUACUAUCCCACACCCAUCCCUCAAUAUGGCCAUCAUACCUUAUAAGCAACUUUUGCUGACUUUUUGUACCCAGUAAAGUUUGUGAAAGUGCCUGCAUGCCCUUUAUUCAAGAAUUGCGUUAAGUGCUUUGUAGGACUGGAAGUGUGCGAGGAUAAUUAAAUUUUGUGCCUCAUCACCAUUGACAUAUUUUGUCUUCAGCAAGUCAUUGUUAAAGCUUAUUUAACUUUCUUUUCUGAUGUUUAAAAAUUGUAUUUUGAGAAAAUACAAAUGUGCUCUAUUUGCAGAAGUUUCAUCUCUGGAACAUUGUGACUAAUAAGCAUUUGGGAACUGACUUGGCUUAUGCAAGAACUGUUAUUUCGUCAUGCUGUCUUAUCGAAAAAUAAAAUCAUCACUAACCCUG